Messenger RNA from Monopterus albus (swamp eel), 2786 nucleotides. RefSeq names its product cactin (gene cactin). Bases 137 to 2764 code for a protein of 875 amino acids. Gene Ontology annotation, cellular component: cytoplasm; spliceosomal complex. The transcript is spliced from 10 exons. NCBI's taxonomy places the organism in Eukaryota, Metazoa, Chordata, Actinopteri, Synbranchiformes, Synbranchidae. Gene Ontology annotation, molecular function: protein binding. Gene Ontology annotation, biological process: mRNA cis splicing, via spliceosome; negative regulation of innate immune response. The record is from RefSeq and is a predicted model, not a curated record.
UGUUUGUUUGUUCUUUCAAAAUAGUUUUGAAAUUUGUACAUAAAUUGCACUUAGUGGGGGCAGCAAACAGUUGCCUUCUACGCCAUAUUUACGCGACAGGAUCACAGUUUGGCCCCGUACUGACAGAAAAUUUGUGAUGGAUCUGAAAUCACGACGUCGGACCCGUUCCAAGUCCAGAAGUCGGAGUAGGGAUUGGCGGAACAGGUCCAGAGUGAGCAAGUCUCGAUCUCCAGAGGAAAGAAGAGGUCGCAGUCGGUCUGCGGACACGAAAAGAACAGUCCGGGACGGGAGACGGUCGAGUAGCAGGAACUCCAGCGAUGGCUCUCCUGCCCGAUGUCGGCCUCAACACAAGGACCGUCCAGACUCCAGAAGCGGCUCGGAGAGUGACAGGAGGCGAGGACUACAUCGUCCCGGGAGGAAGUCAAAGGGUCGAUCAUCCAGUUCUGAUUCAGAUUAUCUCAAAGUGAGGAGGAGGAGAAAGGAAAUGGAGAACCGGAGAGGAAUAUCUCAUGACAGGACAAGGCGAAGGUCCCAGUCCACAUCUGACUCCCAUGAUGAAAGCAGUGAUAAAGAAAGAAGAAGACACAGAAGCCCUGACAGAUUUAGCCCAGUCAGAGACAGAGACAGAGACAGACAGAGGAGGGAGUUGAAUAGAGGCAGAGAGAAGUGGCAGAGUAGCAGCAGAGAGAUGGACAAAGGCAGAGAGCGAAGGAAGAGGAGUGAAGACAGGGAGAGAGGGAGGAGUGAGAGGAGUGAGAGGAGUAGAGAGAGGGCAGACAGGGAUAGAGGAAGGCAGCGCUCAAAUUCACCUGAGUCAUCAGAAAGCUCUGGGUCUGAUCAUGAGAGCCACACGCUCAAGGAAAAGGAGGACAAGAAAAAACAGAGAGAGAUGAUGAAAGCUCUGGAGACGCCAGAGGAGAAGAGGGCCAGAAGACUGGCAAAGAAAGAAGCAAAGGAAAAGAAGAGGAGAGAAAAGAUGGGUUGGAGCGAGGAAUACAUGGGAUACACUAAUGCAGACAAUCCCUUUGGUGACAACAACUUAUUAGGCACAUUCAAAUGGCAGAAGGCACUGGAUAAGAAAGGCAUUGGCCAUCUUGGAGAAAAAGACCUCAAAGAAAGAAACAAAUGUAUCCAAGAGGAGAACCGUAGAGAGCUACAGAAGGUAAAACAGCUUCGUCUGGAGCGGGAGCGAGAAAAGGCCAUGAGAGAGACGGAGCUGGAGAUGUUGCAGAGAGAAAAAGAGGCAGAGCAUUUCAAGACCUGGGCUGAACAGGAAGACAACUUCCAUCUGCAACAGGCCAAACUACGGUCUAAGAUUCGCAUCCGUGAUGGUCGUGCCAAGCCCAUUGACCUUUUGGCAAAGUACAUCAGUGCAGAGGAUGACGAUCUUGCUGUGGAGAUGCAUGAACCUUAUACCUUUCUCAAUGGGCUGACCGUGACCGACAUGGAUGACCUGCUGGAGGAUAUCAAGGUGUAUAUGGAGUUGGAGCAAGGCAAAAACGUAGACUUCUGGAGAGAUAUGACGACCAUCACAGAGGACGAGAUCAGCAAACUGAGAAAACUUGAGGCCUCUGGGAAAGGACCAGGAGAUCGCCGUGAGGGCAUCAACACGGCUGUGAGCACUGAUGUGCAGACUGUUUUCAAAGGAAAGACUUACAGCCAGCUGCAGGCGCUGCACCUGAACAUCGAGACCAAGAUUCGGGCUGGAGGAUCCAAUCUUGAUAUUGGUUACUGGGAGAGUCUGCUGCAGCAAGUCAGAGUCUACAUGGCUAGAGCCAGGUUGAGAGAGCGACACCAGGAUGUGCUGCGCCAGAAGCUGUUCAAGCUGAAGCAGGAACAGGGGGUGGAAAGUGAACCUUUGUUCCCCAUCAUCAAAGAGGAGCCAAGGAGCGAGGAAGAAGACAGCAGGAAAUCAGGAGAGCAAACUAGGGUGACCACACCAGGAGAACCCUGCCCGUCUUCCUCUUUGUCCACCACAAGACAUAACAGAGAACAAGAUGAUGAGGUAGAGGAGGCAGGCCCAUCCACAUCAGGAAACCAGGAGGGUGGAGGAGAAAAGGGGGACGAGAAGGAUGAAGAGAAGAAGGGUGAAGUGGUGGAAGCUGUGCUGACUGAGGAGGAUUUGAUCCAGCAGAGUCAGGCGGAGUACGACUCUGGGCGCUACAGCCCAACGCUACUCAUGCCAUCUGAGCUGCCGCUGGAUACACACACAACCACACUGGAGGAGGACAUUCACAGACUGCAGUUAGCACGCAGGCAGCUACAAGUCACCGGUGACGCCAACGAGAGUGCAGAGGAUGCCUUUGUACGUCGUGCCAAAGAGGGUAUGGGCAAUGACGAAGCCCAAUUCAGCGUGGAGUUCCCGGUCGCGGGGAAGAUGUACCUGUGGGCAGACAAAUACCGCCCCAGGAAACCUCGCUUCUUCAACAGGGUCCACACAGGCUUCGAGUGGAACAAAUACAACCAGACACAUUAUGACUUUGACAACCCUCCACCCAAGAUUGUCCAGGGUUACAAGUUCAACAUCUUCUACCCGGAUUUAAUUGACAAACGCUCCACCCCGCAGUAUUUCCUCGAGCCCAGUCCUGACAACAAGGACUUUGGGAUUUUAAGGUUCCACGCAGGCCCUCCCUACGAGGACAUUGCCUUCAAGAUUGUAAACAGGGAGUGGGAGUACUCACAUCGUCAUGGCUUCCGCUGUCAGUUCGCCAAUGGGAUCUUCCAGUUGUGGUUCCACUUUAAGAGGUACCGCUACAGGAGAUAGAAACCACGGACCAGGAGCCCAG